AUGCCAGCUGUCGGCAUAGAUUUAGGCACUACGUACUCGUGCGUCGGCGUUUGGCAGCAUGGAAACGUAGAUAUUAUCGCCAACGAUCAAGGAAAUCGCACUACGCCCUCAUACGUUGCGUUCACGGGCACCGAGCGGCUGAUUGGAGACGCUGCUAAAAAUCAAGUAGCUAUGAAUCCUGACAAUACUAUAUUCGAUGCAAAACGACUAAUUGGACGAAAAUUUGAUGAUCCUAAAAUACAGCAAGACAUUCAACAUUGGCCAUUCAAGGUCAUCAACGAUGGUGGUAAACCAAAAAUACAAGUGCAGUAUAAAGGCCAAAUUAAAAAGUUCUCUCCAGAGGAGAUUAGUAGCAUGGUGCUGUCCAAAAUGAAAGAUAUAGCCGAAUCUUAUUUGGGUAGUACUGUAAAGGACGCUGUCAUAACUGUGCCUGCUUAUUUUAACGAUUCUCAAAGACAAGCUACCAAAGACGCUGGAGCGAUCGCUGGAUUGAAUGUGCUUCGAAUCAUAAACGAGCCGACUGCCGCUGCAUUAGCGUACGGUUUGGACAAAAAUUUGAAAGGGGAACGUAAUGUCCUUAUUUUUGAUCUCGGUGGUGGGACUUUCGAUGUGUCCAUACUAACGAUCGAUGAGGGCUCGCUCUUUGAAGUCAAAUCUACAGCCGGCGAUACUCACCUUGGUGGUGAGGAUUUCGACAGCAGAUUAGUCAACUUUCUUGCUGAUGAAUUUAAAAGAAAGUAUAAGAAGGACUUAAGGUCAAAUCCAAGAGCGGUGCGUCGUUUGCGCACAGCAGCAGAACGAGCGAAAAGAACGCUUUCUUCCAGCACUGAAGCGAAUAUCGAAAUCGAUGCGCUUUACGAGGGAAUCGACUUCUUCUCGAAGAUAUCUAGGGCGCGUUUCGAAGAACUUAACGCUGAUCUGUUUCGCAAUACUCUUGAACCAGUGGAGAAGGCUUUGAAGGACGCUAAAAUGGAUAAGAGCUCAAUUAAUGACAUUGUUUUAGUUGGAGGAUCGACUCGUAUACCGAAAAUUCAGAAUUUGCUCCAGAACUUGUUUAACGGGAAAAAGCUGAAUUUGUCUAUUAAUCCCGAUGAAGCAGUGGCGUAUGGAGCGGCUGUACAAGCGGCCAUAUUAGGAGGAGAGCGCCAUUCGAAAAUUCGUGACGUCUUAUUAGUCGAUGUAACCCCGUUAUCUUUGGGGAUAGAAACGGCCGGCGGUGUAAUGACUAAAAUUGUGGAACGUAACGCCAAGAUCCCGUGCAAACAUUCGCAAACAUUCACGACCUACUCCGACAACCAACCAGCCGUUACCAUUCAAGUGUACGAAGGCGAAAGAGCCAUGACCAGAGACAACAAUUUGUUGGGAACUUUUGAUUUGACCGGAAUACCCCCUGCACCUCGUGGUGUGCCGCAAAUCGACGUAACCUUUGACUUGGACGCCAACGGAAUCCUCAACGUGUCUGCCAAAGAGAAUAGCACCGGCAAAAGCAAGAAUAUAGUCAUAAAGAACGACAAGGGCAGGCUGUCCAAAGCUGAUAUAGAGAGGAUGCUAGCUGAUGCCGAGAGGUACAAAGAUGAUGAUGAUAGACAGAGGGAACGUGUGUCAGCCCGCAACAAGCUUGAAACGUAUGUGUUUGGCGUCAAACAAGCAAUUGAUGGUGCAGGCAGUAAACUGAGCAAUGUAGAAAGCUCUAAAGCGAGGGAGAAAUGCGAUGAAAUUUUACGCUGGUUAGAAAGUAAUUCUUUAGCGGAGAAGGAAGAGUAUGAUGACAAGAUGAAGGAAGUAACCAAAGUGUGCGGGCCUCUUAUGCAAAAAUUGCACGCUAGUGGUGGUAAAGGUCAGCAAGGUGGCAACGAGGGCCCAGUUAUAGAAGAGGUAGAU
Iphiclides podalirius (scarce swallowtail) is the source of this 1881-nucleotide messenger RNA. Lineage: Eukaryota; Metazoa; Arthropoda; Insecta; Lepidoptera; Papilionidae. The record is from the annotation of a GenBank genome assembly.